Messenger RNA from Choloepus didactylus (southern two-toed sloth), 5331 nucleotides. It is a transcript of the gene TEX2, whose product is annotated as testis expressed 2. The coding region runs from base 321 to 3749 and encodes 1142 amino acids. The transcript has 12 exons. Gene Ontology annotation, molecular function: lipid binding. The record is from RefSeq and is a predicted model, not a curated record. Gene Ontology annotation, cellular component: endoplasmic reticulum. Lineage: Eukaryota; Metazoa; Chordata; Mammalia; Pilosa; Megalonychidae.
AGAACCGCAGCUACUUUUAUGCGAAUCUGUCAGAGGUUGUCUGCGACGGGUUGUUUUUUUUCUCAAACUCCUGGAAGACGUGGGUGACUGUGGGGUGGUUGGUGUGCCUUAGAAAUGAGGUGGCAGCGUGCCAAAAUCCAGGGGAUUGGAAGGUUAACAAGUGACAUUGGAGUGAGGCCUAACGCCAGGUGCCCUGUCGGGGAGCGUGUGUGACGGAGGAGGCUGUAGCUGCUGGUGCACACAAAAACGAAUCGGUGGGACGGGGAGAAGGAGUGGAGCAGCUGACUUGAAUUGCACCACACACUGCUCAGAACGCACGGAUGCCAUGGUAUUUGGUGCAGAGCCUGAGCCCUUGGAAGCUGGCAAUGACAAGUCUGAAUGGUAGCCAUGCCGAAAAGACCAUUGACAUGCCAAAACCAUCAGUCCCCAAAGUGCACGUGCAGAGGUCUGUGUCCCGAGACACCAUUGCCAUUCACUUCUCGGCAUCCGGGGAAGAAGAGGAGGAAGAAGAGGAGAAGUUCAGGGAGUACUUGGAGGAGGGGCUAGAUGACCAAAACAUCGUAACAGGGCUCGAAGCCAAGGAAGACCUCUAUCUCGAGCCGGGCGGCCAUGACGCCGCUGGGCCUGCUGUCUUGCCUGCCCUGGCAGAUGUCCUCUCUACGUCCCAGUCCCCUGCCAUUUUGCCCAUCUCCGAGAACACUGUAAAGCUGUUGGAAUCCCCUCCUCCGACAGCCCAAGUAUUAGGUACAGUGCCAUUGGCUCUUUCCCCAGGGUUGUCUUCAUCGGCGCUCUUGGCUAGCUCUCCCAGUGUGUCCUCUCUUUCCGAGCAGAAAACCAGCUCUUCCUCCCCAUUGUCCUCUCCUUCCAAGUCUCCUGUCCUCUCAUCCAGUGCCUCAUCCUCCACCCUUUCCAGUGCAAAACCCUUCAUGAGCCUGGUGAAGUCCCUGUCAACAGAGGUGGAGUCAAAAGAAUCCCCACACACCCCGAGGCAUAGGCACUUGAUGAAGACAUUAGUCAAGUCUCUGUCCACAGACACUUCCAGGCAGGAGUCAGAGACUGUGUCCUACAAACUGCCUGAUUCCAAACUGAAUUUACAUCUGUUCAAGCAGUUCACACAGCCACGAAACACAGGUGUAGAUUCCAAAACUGCACCUUCCUCCCCACUGACUUCUCCCUCUGAUACUCGCUCCUUUUUUAAAGUGCCCGAAAUGGAGGCUAAAAUUGAAGACACUAAACGACGCCUUUCAGAAGUCAUAUACGAGCCUUUUCAGCUCCUUAGUAAAAUUAUAGGGGAAGAAAGUGGCAGCCAUAGGCCCAAAGCCUUAUCUUCAAGUGCUUCAGAACUCUCCAAUCUGUCCAGCUUAAAUGGUCACUUGGAAAGCAAUAACAACUACAGCAUCAAAGAAGAGGAGUGUGAUUCCGAGGAGGACUGCCACGGAAGCGAUUCCACCAUCCCCAGAAGCGACCACCCCAAGUCCACUGAUGAGCCCACGAGAGAGGCGGAACCGAAAAGUUCCCAGGGUAGCAGUCUAAAGGAUUUAGGCCUGAAGACAAGUUCUCUAGUUCUUGAGAAAUGUUCUUUGUCUGCCUUAGCGAGCAAAGAAGAUGAAGAGUUCUGUGAGCUGUACACUGAGGACUUUGAUUUGGAAACAGAGGGGGAGAGUAAAGUUGAUAAACCCCCAGAUCUCCUUCUCAAGCCACAGGUGCUCAUGGACGGUGGCAUGGUUCCUGACAGCGAAGACGAGGUGGACUCAGCCGAGCAGCACCCGGAAUUACCAGUGAAGACCUUGGGCUUCUUUAUAUUGUGUGUGUAUGCAUACCUCAUCCUCCCCCUCCCCCACUAUGUGAGUGGACUCUUUCUGGGAAUCGGCCUUGGAUUCAUGACUGCAGUUUGCAUGAUUUGGUUUUUUACACCACCAAGCGCUCCUAAAAACCACAAGUCACAUAAAAACAUACGACAUUGGAACACAAAGUCUCUGGAUAUCAAAGAACCUGAAAUAUUAAAGGGAUGGAUGAAUGAGAUUUACAGCUAUGAUCCAGAAACUUACCAUGCAACUUUGACACAUUCAGUCUUUGUUCGACUUGAGGGUGGAAUCUUAAGACUCUCAAAGCCCAAUAAAAAUAUAUCCAGGAGGGCGAGCUAUAAUGAAACAAAGCCAGAGGUCACCUACAUCAGCCAGAAAAUCUACGACCUCUCAGAUAGCAAGGUUUAUCUUGUACCUAAAAGUUUGGCUCGAAAACGAAUCUGGAAUAAAAAGUACCCCAUUUGUAUAGAGCUUGGUCGACAAGAUGACUUUAUGUCUAAGACCCAGACUGAUAAGGAAACUUCUGAAGAGAAACCAGCAGCUGAGAGAGAACUGGGAAAUGAGGACCCUAAGAAGCCACCCCAUCCUCAAGAGGGAACAAGAUCUGUCCAGCGAGACCAGAUACUGUAUCUCUUUGGGAGAACUGGCCGAGAAAAGGAGGAGUGGUUUAGCAGAUUUAUUCUGGCAUCUAAACUGAAGUCAGAAAUCAAGAAGCCACCUGGUGUCUCUGGAAAUAAAGCAGGGGUUUUGCCCACACACAGCAGACACAGCAGCCCCUCGGGGCACUUGGCCCACAGCCGUAGCAGCAGCAAAGGCAGCCUGGAGGAGAUCAUGUCCCAGCCAAAGCAGAAGGAGCUGGUGGGCAGCGUGCGGCAGAAGAUGCUUCUGGACUACAGCGUAUACAUGGCCAGGUGCAUCCCCCAAGAAAACCAAAGCCCCCAGAGGAGCCCGGUGCAGAGCGCGGAGAGUAGCCCCACGACUGGGAAAAAGUUGCCAGAGGCUCCACCCCCUGAGGAUGAAGAACAGGAAGCCUGGGUGAAUGCCUUGCUUGGAAGAAUAUUCUGGGACUUCUUGGGCGAGAAAUACUGGUCUGAUCUGGUGUCUAAGAAAAUCCAAAUGAAACUCAGCAAAAUAAAGCUCCCCUACUUUAUGAAUGAGCUAACUUUGACGGAACUUGACAUGGGGGUGGCUGUGCCAAAAAUCCUUCAGGCCUUCAAGCCUUAUGUUGAUCAUCAAGGACUUUGGAUCAAUUUGGAAAUGUCCUACAAUGGGUCCUUUCUGAUGACUCUUGAGACCAAAAUGAAUCUGACCAAACUAGGUAAAGAGCCUCUUGUUGAAGCCCUGAAGGUUGGAGAAAUUGGCAAAGAAGGGCCCAGAGCGUACUGUCUGGCCGACAGCGAUGAGGAGUCCUCCAGCGCCGGCUCCUCCGACGAAGAUGAUGCUCCGGAGCCCAGUGGGGGAGAUAAGCAGCUCCUCCCAGGGGCUGAAGGGUAUGUUGGAGGUCAUCGAACAAGUAAGAUUAUGCGGUUUGUAGAUAAAAUCACCAAGUCAAAAUAUUUCCAAAAAGCAACAGAGACAGAGUUCAUUAAAAAGAAGAUUGAAGAAGUUUCCAAUACACCCCUGCUGCUAACUGUCGAAGUUCAAGAAUGUAGAGGAACCUUGGCGGUCAACAUCCCACCACCCCCGACUGACCGAAUAUGGUAUGGUUUCCGGAAACCACCAUAUGUGGAGCUGAAAGCUCGGCCAAAACUUGGAGAGAGAGAAGUGACUUUAGUUCAUGUGACAGACUGGAUAGAGAAGAAACUCGAGCAAGAGUUCCAGAAAGUUUUUGUCAUGCCAAACAUGGAUGAUGUUUAUAUCCCUAUAAUGCACUCAGCCAUGGACCCGCGCUCCACUUCCUGCCUCCUGAAAGACCCACUUGUGGAGGCUGCCGAGCAGUUGUGAUGGGUGCAGAUGUGACGUUCCCCGUGUUAGGAGAUCUGGCCUCCAGGUGUGGGGUUCUUGGCUGCCAUCUGUGCUGUAGCACUGGCCUUCACUCGUGCCACAGCUCCGGUUUUGUAAAGGACAAACUGCUUCCACCCUCUGCCUGCUGGUGUCCAUUCCACUGUGAGGUGUCAUUCCACACGUGCAGGGCAGGCUCUGGAUUGCCUGCUUUUCCUCUAGGCAAAGGAAACUGGAAGAAUCAUCAUGGUGGGUCCGGAAGUUACAGGUGACUCACACUGUGGCUUUUUUAAGUCCACCAGUUUUUGUGAUAGCAAAAGACUACAUGAAGAGUGAAGCUGUACAACUGGAAGGCUUCCCCUUACCCCCUCGACUCCUCCAGAGCUUUUCCUCAGGCAGCCGGUGCACAAUGAGACAUUUUUUCACUUCGGAUUGCAGCCCUUCACACUCCCACAGAAUGUCAGUCUGGUAAUGUGUGUGGAGGGUGGGGAGUGCAAUGUUGUGAGCCAUUUCAUUGGUGGUAAAAGAUUUCAUAGCAACUUUUUUUCAUAUUCAAUUGUGCAUUUUGGAAGCAAGUAGCCAUAGAACAUACACACACACUGUCAGCUGGGGUGGGGAUGGUGGGAUUCAUGUGAACAUUAGGCAAAGCCAUGAGAACAAACCAUCCUAAGCCUUUUACCAAUGAGGUACAAUCACCUGGUUUGUAACUAAUAUCAAAUGCUUUCCUGAGACAUGAGCAUACAUGAAAAUGUCAAACACUGCACAUAGACUGGAUUGUUCCAGACUGGAUUGUUCCUGUAGUAUAGUCAGGGUGGAGACAGAAAGCUAGAGCCACAGUCUGUAUCUGGCAUUUCCUGUCUACUCCUGGAAUUUUUAUAUAGGAAUAUAAAUGCUUAAUCUAAUUGGUUUGGGAUAAUCCUGUGGGCAGUUUUCUUUUCUGAUGGCCAAAAUGGAGAGAACUGCUGUCUUUCAUCCUGUGAUUCAAGACCGAACAUUUGCUCAACAUCAAACACUACACAUCUAAAAAUUAAUGACCUUUCCUUAAUGUUGCCAACUUUAUUUUGUGCAUUUGUGUCAGAAAGGCCUAGUUUACAAGUUUAGGGGCUCCCUCUAAUUGUAUUUGCUUUGAGAAGUAAACUUAACACAAAUUUUUAUUGUUCAAAACUGCAUUUGACAUCAAAAUUACCUUGAGUAAUUUUUGAUACACAUCUGUGGACAGAGCUAAUAGUGUUUUUUUAAACAGCACCUUGCCUGAACAUGACUUGGAAGAAAUUAAUAUAUUGAGAAAAAUCUUUGAACCCUUAUUGGAUUAUUUUAAUUGUAUCAUUAAAACAUUUGACUUAAAUUAUUUUACCAUUCCAGUCUGUGUACUGUUCUGAUUUCUUAUUUUUGUAGGCCGAUUUGCCUGGCAAGAGUCCGUGCAUCUUGUUCACUGGUCUGAUUUAAUUUUUGUGCAAUAGCUAAAAGCAAAAGACUAGAUGCACUACCGUGUAGAUUCUGCGACUGUACUGUUGCACUUAAAAAGUAUGUGAGGAUUUACAAUCGCUUGCAUUGUUUCACAAAAAUAAAUAUCUCAUGUCAAAUA